This is a messenger RNA of Periophthalmus magnuspinnatus, 1494 nucleotides long. It is a transcript of the gene cenpn, whose product is annotated as centromere protein N. Lineage: Eukaryota; Metazoa; Chordata; Actinopteri; Gobiiformes; Gobiidae. The record is from RefSeq and is a predicted model, not a curated record. The transcript has 10 exons. Gene Ontology annotation, biological process: CENP-A containing chromatin assembly; chromosome segregation. The coding region runs from base 194 to 1225 and encodes 343 amino acids.
GGGGGCGCUACAGCGUGCGUGCAGACUCGCCUGUGAUUGGUCCGUUCAUGUUCCGCUCGUGGACGCGGUUUGUUUGGAACAAUUUUGCUAGCGCCGUUGCUCAAGUAAAAGGCCUGCGAUAAAACACAAAAUCUACGUUAAAUAAACCGCUGACUACAUUUUGUGCAAAUAAGUGGUAAGAUAUAGCGUUGAAAUGGAUGACAUUGCACAGUCUUUGCUGAAGAGACUUGUUAGACGGAUACCAAGACAAAUGCUUCAACCUACGCUCGAAAAAUGGGGUCGUUUACAGAAAGCGCAGCUGGAGUCCAUGGAUUUUACCUUGUCAAAGUAUGCUUUAACAGAAAAACUACUUUCAAUCUGUGAGGAAAAUGACUGGAGUACUAAACAUAUAACAGAAUUGGAGUUAUUGUACAUAAUUGACAACCCAAAUGUGGGGAUGUGGCAUGCCUACCAACUUCUUGACCCAGAAGACGAUGCCCACACUGUUGAAUUAAUGCAGUUUAAAGAACAAUUUAAAUCACACCUCACUGAACUUAUACAAAAUGUGUCCAUCAAAAUAAAGAAGCACACAGAUGAAGCAGUAUGGAUCCGGCUUGCGUGGGGUGAAAGUUUUUCCCAGCCCAAUCAUUUUAAACCCACAUAUGUCGUACACUAUCUCCAAUCUCCUUAUGUUUUCAUGACCAGCCUAAAGUCAAAACAUAGGCCUUUGUUAGACCAGGCUUUGGUACUUGCCACUAGAUGCCAGUCUAUAAAGGAUGCUAAUCUCAGUGGGCGCAAGCUCAUUGCCAUCAGGGAUUUGCUCAUGAAACAAUAUGAACAGGUGUUUCCGUCCAAAUUUCCGAGACACAUUCCAGAAAACAAUGAAAAUGCCAGAAACCCACUGAUUGAACAAGAACAAUCUGCGCUGUCUUCAAACCGACUUCAAAUGGCUUGUGAGGCAUUUGGUGGGGGCAAGUUACCAGAAAUACAGUCUGCAGUUUACAGGCUGAAGACUAAAUUCAGAGGACACGCAAAGAACAUGGCACAGCGUAAAGAGCCCUUCAAAUGUGUUGUCAAAUUUUCAAGCACCAACUUACUGGAGUCUUUGAGAAGCUGUGCAUCUUCAGGAAUUGCUUCAACGCCUGUCACACCUCUGCUGUCAUCUAUUCCACUCAAAGGAAGGAACUACUUUGUCAUCACUGAUAACGGCCCUGGCUCUUCACAGACACUACACCAACAGAAAUGACUUAUUAUUUUAUCAUUCAUGAGUAGCUUUUUAGACCCAAUCAAUACGCAAAACAAACUAUUCCAGCUCUGUGUAUCUUUUUAAGUAACACCUGAGAUAAUUUAUUGUUUACCUGUUUAUCCAUAUAAAAACAGCAUCCAGUAUUUUAUAUGUAUAUAUUUUUAUACUACAUAUGUUUGAGUAGGUAAUACAAUGUCUUGUUUUUGGGCUCCUUUGGCACAAAUCUAUCCAUGCAUAAAUGUACAGUAUAAAAUGCAUGUAGAGCAUCA